AUGGAGGAAACAAGAAUCACACCGAGCCGAGAAAACUGCGAUUAUACCUCCUGUUACUGGUAACGAAUAAUCUUUAUUUACUUUGUUACUGGUUAAAAAACAGCGAUUAUACCUCCUGUUACUGGUAAAAAAAAAAAAAAAAAAAAAAAGCUGUUUAUUGACUUUGUUACUGGUAAUAAAACUGCGAUUAUAUCUCCCGUUACUGGUAAAAAAAAAAAAAAAAAAAACUAAAAAACUCUUGAUUUGCUUUACUACUGGUACAAAAAAACCUUGCGAUUUUACCUCCUGUUAGUGGUAAAAUAAAAUAAAAACAUUAGUAUCUCUGUUACUGUUUAAAAAACUGUUUAUUUCCAUGUUUAUUGGCGGCUGUGUUUAUUCUCAGAAAGUCAAAAAUCAUCAACAUCAAAUCUACAUCAGUACCAACAACCCUGAGUCCUACUGUGGGGUUCUGCUGGUUCUGCUCAAAUCUGACUGUUUGUGUUCUGUUGUUGUUCUGUUUGUGUUUUGUUGUUGUUCUGUUUGUGUUCUGGGGCCUAUUCUACGAACUAAGUUCGACCUAGCGAGGUCGCCUUGGAGCUACCUCGCUCAAGGUGGUCAUCGGGAAAAGUAAGUGGGUCAUCAUUCAUUGCGUUUGCUCCGCACUGUGUCAGUGGACACGGAGCUGGUUUAGCUCAAAGCCUGGCUUAUUUCGGUUAGCUUGGCUAAUUUUAGUUAGAGUUGGGUUCCACAAACGAGGCUUAGGGCUAGCGUGGCUUGGUAACCAUGGUAACUCAGCCAUAGUAACAAGCCUGAGGCCUGGGGCCUGUUCUACGAAGCAGGAUUACUGCUUAGCGAGGUAACUUCGAGGGUAAGUUCGGGGUUUCCUGUUCUACGACGCGGGUUCACUUCUUAGCGAGGCGAGUCUCCAUGGCAACAUACGCUGAACGGCUAAACUGCUCCGGGGCAGGUUAAGUUCCAGAUUGAACUCACCGAGUAUAAAAACCCCGCCCACUAACCAAUGAGCUCUCUCGAAAAACGCCUUGUCCGUUCUCGGAGGAUCCUGUAGACCUCGGUGCUCACAUUGUCCGAGGAGGAGCACUCCGGCUCGCGAGAGUUUUCAGGGAGAGUUUUCUCCGGAUGACCUCCUUUAUGAAAGGCUCAUAUGGCCGACAUAUUACACAAAACAUGUAAACACGAUAGGAAUGAACACAUGAAUGAUUCAUCUUGGGAAUGAAUGGACAUGAGCUGAUCACAGACAACAUCUCGGUACUUUUUAGUAGCAGCGCACGCCCCUUAUAAUUACCCCGUAAAUACUGUUGUUCAGGACUGCUUACUUGUGCUUCCUACCUACUGUAAUAACCGUUGUUUUAGCCCACAUGCAACAUUUUUGUUCUCAUUCAUGAAACGCUUAAAUCAGGGACAUUUCCGGGGACAGCUUUAGCCGGGGACAGGUCAUCCAAUUCGGGGACUGUCACCUUAGUUAAAAGCGCAUGUUGAACAGUGCUAUUUCAGGGUGAUAAUGACAUCAAAUAUUACUUUUCUGCCAGCAUUCCCUCCGUGCUUUUGCAGCGGUGACGGUGUUGCUUUUGAGGUUUAUGAUAGAUUUCAAUUCUUCAUACUUUCUCAUGAUCGUCUCCUGCUCCUCGUUUGUAAAGUCCGCGGUCCUUCGCUCUCCGGCCUGCUCUGACGCUCCAGACUGGUCCAUGUUCGCGAUUGGUCAGAUGCGGCGGGCUCCGCCUCACAUGCGUGCACGCGCUCAUAGAAAAGCUGGAUCCACUUACGCGGUUGAAAACCAGCAUCAUAAGACUGUUUAGCGAGACCGCUGGCUACCGCGCUAAGUUGAGCGAGGUAGCUCCAAGGCUUCCUCGCUAGGUCAAACUUGCUUCGUAGAACAGGCCCCUGUUUGUUUUCUGUUGUUGUUCUGUUUGUGUUCUUCUUUGUGUUCUGUUGUUGUUGUGUUUGUGUUCUGUUGUUGUUCUAUCUGUGGUUCUGCUGUUAUCUGACUGUUUGUGUUCUUUUUGGGUUCUGCUGGUUCUGCUUUUUUCUGACUGUUCUUGUUCUGUUUGUUCUGGAGUGAGGAAAAUGUUUGGAGACUCUGUGAGUCUGUAAAAACAGAAAGAACAGCACCACUGGAGGAACUGUUCGUCAUCUUCGUCUCCAAUCAGAACCGCAUGGUGAGCAGAACUUCCAGAACCAAAUCCUGAGAACAGAAUGUCUCUGUAGACCCCUUAAACCGGUCCUUUGUCUACAUAAGGAACCCUGAACCAGCAAGACUGGUUCUACUACAGUAAUCAGACUGGUUCUGUCAUAACCUGACUGGUACUGGUAUGAUCAAACUGGUUCUGUUAUAAUCAGACUGGUUGUGUUAUAAUCUGACUGGUUCUGGUAUGAUCAAACUGGUUCUGUUAUAAUUAAACUAGUUCUGUCAUGAUCUGACUGGUUUUAGAACUGUGACCUGGGUUCUGCAGAAAUAAGCUUGGUUCUAUAGAUCUUAAGUGUUUUUGUUCUGAUGUUCUUUGUGGUUCUGGUUCUGUAAAGGCAGCUCUUCUCUGUUCCCAAUCAGGUUCCACUGUGGAAGCAGAAGUCCGGACGGGGAGACCAGCCGGUUAUUUGGGUCAGUGAUUAUGUCAUUCAUAGACUGUAUAUGGACACCUUAGCGCCGCCUCUUUCUCAGUAUUUCUGGGUUCUCCACUUCCUUGAGCCACCACUCGCGCAGUAGCGUUGUUCGCAUUCGGCAGGAGAGUCGCUGAGGUGACGCUUGACUCAGAGUAUCUCUGUCCUCCCAUAGGCUGUAUCAAGUGUCGAUCAUAGAAAACAUGAACCCCCUAAUAACUUUAAUAAAAAUUGAGCUAUUCAGACAAAAAGAGGACUUGAGCACAAACCAUUUGGACAGUAACUACAUGUCAACAUCACAAGCAUGGGGAAGAAACAUUUAUAUUCUGUCAUUAAUUUAUAAAGUUUGUCCACAGCUCCAUAAGGAGACAAGAUUUAUGAGGUAUACUGCAGCCCGUCACCAGAGGGCGCUGUUCUCAUAGUGGCUUCACCUAGAGAGGAGGCAGACAGCAUCCAUUCUAGAUACAGUCUGUGGUGCUGAGCAGAGGACCCAACAGUGUCCCUCUAACAUCUGUCAGAGCAGUUCUGAUGACUUCAGAAUUCAUAGGAAGGUUCGGUAAUAUCACAGAUGUUCCCGGACUGUUCCAGUGUGUUUCCAAAAGUCCAAAAUUUUCUCAAACGUUCUGGAAUGUUAUUGAUCUUUUAGAAUGUCUUUGAUGUUACAGAAUGUUAUUGAUCUUUUAGAAUGUCUUUGAUGUUACAGAAUGUUAUUGGUCUUUUAGAAUGUCUUUGAUGUUACAGAAUGUUAUUGAUCAUUUAGAAUGUCUUUGAUGUUACAGAAUGUUAUUGAUCUUUUAGAAUGUCUUUGAUGUUACAGAAUGUUAUUGAUCUUUUAGAAUGUCUUUGAUGUUACAGAAUGUUAUUGGUCUUUCAGAAUGUCUUUAAUCCUCCGGACUGUUCAGUGAUAUUCUUGAAUGUUCUACAUCCUCCAAAGUGUCACUACCAUAGACUGUAUAUACUACGGACAACUUGGUUCCGCCUUCCGCAAGUAUAUGGGUAUAAAUAUAUAUAUAUAUGGGUAAAAAGAGGACUUGAGCACAAAUGAGUCUGACAGUAACUACAUGUCAACAUCGCAACCAGGGGGGAGAAACAUUUAUAUUCUGUGUCAUUCAUUUAUAAAGUUUGUCCACAACUUCAUAAGGAGGCGGGAUUUAUGACCUAUACUGCAGCCCGUCACCAGAGGGCGCUGUUCUCAAAGUUGAGGCUCUACAUACAGUCUAUGAUAUCGUCACAGUCGCUACCCAAUCUGUCCUGGAAACCUGAUUUGUACUCAGCAUGUGUGAAACGUACGUCACUUCCUCUCUCUGCAUUUCAAUGUAUUUUAUGGUAGUGAGUCAUUACCUACCCAAUCCGUUCUGCAGAAGUGCAAAUUAACUUCACCUUAAAAACUUUAUUUAAACUACUGAUCAAUUCAGAAACAAGCUGGCAAUUUGACAGGCUAGCUAGCAGGAGGCUACAGAGCUAAUGCCGAGGUAUCCGCCAGAGCUCCUGCCCAGAACGGUGAGACCUUUAGGGCCACAGAGAGCGCCACCACCCGGUCAAAAUUAUGGUUCUCUGACUUUUCAAAGUAUCAAGGGGGGAUUUAUUUCAUUUAUUUUAUAAAAUAAAUUAAUUGACAAGAAACCUACACAUUUUGGACCAUGAAUUUCAGUGUUUUUAUACAGCGUUUCAAUUUCAACACUGAAAUAUUCACAUUCAUUCAAGCCUUUUAGAACUACGUUACAAUUUUACAAUUUAGCUGGAGUAGGAACCUUUAAUUGUGAAACUGGGCCCCAUUCUCUGGACUUUCCUGAGCUCUGCUUCAGGUGGGGGAAGAACUCUGUUCAGGAGAAAAGUGUGUGGCUGUUAUAAACUGAAACAUCGAUAAACUGAAGCGAGCUGUUGCAAAGAUGGCGAGAAGAGGAAGUGACAUACAUUUUGCACAUGCCCAGUACAAAUCGGGUUUCAGGGACGGAUCAGUUAGCAACAGUAACGAUGACGUCAUAAUAACACCAUAGAUGACUUCAUCAUGUGUUGUAGGACUACCAUGUGAUCCUGCUCCAUGUUGGACCUCAGAACCGAUCUCUGGUCUAUGAUCUGGACUCUGCGCUGUCGUUUCCCUGCAGCCUUGAACUCUACGCCACCCAGGCCCUGCGCUCAGACCGCCAAAUAAACCCCGCCUACCACAGGUAACACUGACCUGUGUCAGCACACCUUUCCUAACACAGGUGAACCUUGACCCUGUGACUCUGCCCUCUAGGUGUCUGCGUGUCGUACCUGCUGACAGCUUCCUGUUGAACUUUGCGUCUGAUCGCUCUCACAUGAAGAACCCUGAUGGGACCUGGAAGAUGCCCCCCCCACCUUACCCCCCCAUACACACUGCAGGUCACAUGACCUUCUUGUACCAUGUGAUCACUCUGGUGUUCGACCUCCUCAUGACUGCUUACCUGUUUACAUGUGUUCUGAUCCACAGAGGCUCAGAUGAACCUCGAUGACUUCAUCAGUAUGGACCCUCAGGUGGGCUGGGGCCAGGUCUACAAUCUGGACCAGUUCCUUCACAGGUUCCUGCUGGACUCUCCAACCGCAGCUUCAUCAUAG
This is a messenger RNA of Xyrichtys novacula (pearly razorfish), 5169 nucleotides long. The record is from the annotation of a GenBank genome assembly. NCBI's taxonomy places the organism in Eukaryota, Metazoa, Chordata, Actinopteri, Labriformes, Labridae.